AUGGAGGAGUCGAAGCGCCUGGGGCCGUCGGCGGGGCACGCGCAAUACGGGACUGUCCCGAGCGGGGGAGCGCGCGCGGUGAAGGAUUUGGAGGCUCAGGCCUUUUCUGUGUCUCCCGACCAGACGUUUUAUCUCCAGCUGGGCGGUUUGUUGGUUCUCUGGUACGCGCUGAACGUCAUGUACAAUCUGGACAACAAACUGGCGCUGAUCAUGCUGCCGCUGCCGUGGACAGUCUCGACGUUCCAGCUGUUCUUUGGGUGGAUUUUCUUCUGCUUCGCGUGGGCGACGGGGCUGCGGCCAGUCCCGCGGGUCCACACGGCGGAGCUCUUCUUCACGCGCAUCGCGCCGCAAGGUCUCUGUCACUUCUUUGUCCACAUUGGCGCGGUGAUCUCCAUGGGCUGUGGAGCUGUCAGCUUCACGCACAUCGUCAAGGCGUCCGAGCCGGUCCUCACGGCGCUGCUGUCCGGGAUCUUUCUGCGGCAAAUCUUCACCUGGCAGACGUACCUCUCCCUCGCUCCGAUUGUCGCGGGAGUCAUCAUGGCGUCAGUCACCGAGCUCUCGUUCACGUGGAUGGCCUUCUGGUGCGCGCUCCUCAGCGCCCUGGGGAGCUCGUCGCGCGCGGUCUUCGCGAAACGCGCGAUGGCAGAUCGAAAGCAAGUCGGCGAGAAUCUGUCGUCUGCGAACAUGUACGCGCUCUUGACCAUCGUCGCGUCGCUCAUCUCGCUCCCCCUCGCCCUCUUCACCGAGGGCGCGAAAGUGCUCGCCGUCUGGGAGGCGAGCACUGGCCCAGACAGCCCCUGGACCGGACCGCAGAUCCUCGCAAAGAUGUGCUUCUCCGGCUUCUGGUACUACAUGUACAACGAAGUCGCGUACCUGUGCCUGGAGAAAGUCAACCAAGUCACGCACGCAGUCGCGAACACUCUCAAGCGCGUGGUCAUCAUCGUCGCCUCCGUCAUCUUCUUCCACACGCCCGUCACCACGCUCGGCGCGACCGGCGCCGUGGUGGCCAUCGCCGGAACGCUCCUCUACUCGCUCUCCAAAACCAAAUACGGAUAA
Molecule: messenger RNA, 1056 nt
Organism: Neospora caninum
Lineage: Eukaryota; Apicomplexa; Conoidasida; Eucoccidiorida; Sarcocystidae
Exons: 1
Coding region: 1-1056 (351 amino acids)
Cellular component (GO): Golgi apparatus
Molecular function (GO): antiporter activity
Source: RefSeq, a predicted model, not a curated record